AUGAGCGUCUUUGAGGUCCCUCUGGGUACAGGCAUAGCAUUCGCCUCGAAGUACCUCGGGAAGGAGGGCGUCUGCUUCUCGCUAUAUGGCGACGGGGCCUCCAACCAAGGCCAGGUCUACGAGGCGUUCAACAUGGCCAAACUGUGGAAAAUCCCCUGCAUCUAUGUGUGCGAGAACAAUGGAUACGGUAUGGGCACCAGUGCAGAGAGAUCGUCUGCCAGCACAAACUAUUACACGAGGGGAGACUAUGUUCCUGGUAUUUGGGUUGACGGCAUGGACGUGCUAGCAGUACGGGAAGCGACGCGAUUUGCAAUCGACUACAGCCUGCGUCAAGGUCCGCUGGUACUGGAGAUGUUCACCUAUCGCUAUAGUGGUCACAGCAUGUCGGACCCUGGCACCAGCUACAGGACAAGGGAUGAGGUCCAGGUGGUGCGACAAACCCGCGAUCCCAUCACCAUGUUCAAGGAGAAGGUCAUCAGCACCAAACUAGCCACCGAGCAGGAGGUCAAGGAUCUUGAGAAUGAAACCAAGAAGAUAAUUGAUGAAGCAACUAAAAAGGCAAGAGCUGACAGCGAGAUUCCAGUUGAAGAGCUUGCUGGUGAUGUUUAUUCAGAACCAUUGGAACAAGAUAUCAGAAAUGUUCUACCCUGGAAUCCCCUAAAGCACAAGACAGUGAUAAAACUAUGAAAUCAAAUUCGUCUGUUCCAGUACAAGAGUUACAAUUCUGAAACAAUUUUAGUGAUUGUGAUACAAAAGACUUGAAAACCUUUAAUCACUUUCCAAUCAACUAUAGACAAAAACUUGUUCAAUAUCUAUUUAAAAUAUUGUAUCCUUAUUAUGGAUAGUCUAUUUUGUAUUACCACAUAGUAUUGGAGAAGUAGGCUACAGUUUGGUACUGCACCUCUACAUGAAAAGGUUAUUAAAGUUAUCUUUCAGGAAUAUGCCAAAAUAACUUCUGUGGAACAAGCAAUUUCUUGAUGUAGGCUACUCUUGAAGUGUUUUGAUGGAAUAGGUACUUGACAAAUAUAUAUGAGUAUUCAUAUAAAAAAUUAUGUUGAUGAUAUUUUUGAUUAAUGUUAUCAUAUUCUCAACCUUUUCUAUAUUCUCAUAGUUGAAAAUAAUGAGAAUAAGAAUGGCUAAAGAAUAGAAUGUGAAAAGAAUGAAUUUGAAGAAUUACUAAUAUGAGCCUAUUAAUAAUAAUAAUGAUGACGAUUCAGGAAUCAGAAGAAUGAUUUGGAAAUGAUGUAAAUAAUGAAUUCAUUUCUUCUUGCAAAAAAACAUCAAUAAAUAUUAUAUUCACAUAUUUUUUUACAUAAUUAUAAACUGGGUUUGGUUGACGGUCCGUCAACUUUCACGACUUUUCAAAAAUUGAAAAGUCCAGAUAUUGGCGCCAGAGAAUUCCCGGUAAAACAAUCAUUAGGUGCGUACAGAUAUACGCACCGCGAAGAUACAGAUAUAAAAAGAUUGACAUCAGUCGAUUAAAAGUGAAUUACUCAUGUUCGCGGCGCGUAAAUCUGUACGCACCUAUCGAUUUACUGCAGCGUCCACAAAAAUAUCGACACUUUUUCACAUUCUUCGAAAAAAUCAAUAAUGCCUACUAUCUGUUCGAGCAAUUUCUGAUUCCUAGAAGCUUUCAUCCCGACAUAGUGCUCUCAGAGAGACUUUCUGCGAUAGUCUACAGAAGAAGAAAAGUUGAUUAUAUUCAUUUUUUAUUAUUUUCCAAGUAAUUUUAAACAUUCAUUAAACAAGUAAAAUUAUUUUUCGUCUGGUAAUGUGUGAAAAUAAAUAAUAUUACCAGUGCUUUCAAAAUGAACGUUGAAUAAAUAGAUGUUAUUUGAAAGGCAGUUGUUGAUUGCGGCUUGCUUUGUUGUUGUGUUCGUUGUUCUUCCGGCAGCAAACUGCAUUUUUAAAAAAUCAUUUUGUAACUUGUAUCAAAUUAUUAUAGAUAAAACUGUAAUAACUAGUGAAAUCUAGCAUUGCCAGAUAAUAAAUAUAUACAGUUUGUUACCGUA
Messenger RNA from Nilaparvata lugens (brown planthopper), 2012 nucleotides. Its product is annotated as pyruvate dehydrogenase E1 component subunit alpha type I, mitochondrial-like. The record is from RefSeq and is a predicted model, not a curated record. Gene Ontology annotation, molecular function: oxidoreductase activity, acting on the aldehyde or oxo group of donors, disulfide as acceptor. Lineage: Eukaryota; Metazoa; Arthropoda; Insecta; Hemiptera; Delphacidae. The transcript has 4 exons. The coding region runs from base 1 to 687 and encodes 228 amino acids.